GCCGUGAAGCGGGUGGGGGGCAGGCCUCCCCCACCCCUCUGGCCUCCCUCUGGUCUGGGCGGCUUCAUCUUCUUCUACGUCGUCCUCAUGCUGCUGCUCUGUGUCGUCUACACUCGGCUCCUGGGUUCUUAGGACCUGAAGUCACCCCUGCCCUUACCCCCUCGCCCUGUUUCUAUUUAUAAGACUCCCGUGGGAGCCCCAUCCCCACCGGUGGUGCCUUCAGCCCCUACCAAAGACACUAGUGAGCCCCCUCCCCUCAGAAACACUGACCUCAGAGGCCCCACUCUGGUGCCCCCAGACCCUGGGCCCGCAGCCUCUGGCCCGCCUCCUGUAGCCCCUCCCCUCUCAGCGCUGACGGUGCCUUCGAGCCUCUCCCUGCCCUGCCCUCUGCUUCCCCAGAGGGUGGAUCCUAAUCUCCCCCCCCCCGCUAGGGGGGGCUAAAUUAUCUAUAUUUUGUAGAGAGAACUCUAUAUUUGUAGGGGAUGAGGGGCCCAGGCUGGGUCCCUGUCUCUUGUAUAAAUUGUACAGACUGUGGCCACCUGUGUGUGUGUGUGUGUGUGUGUAUGUGUAUGUGUGUUUGCGUCUGCUCCCUCUGUGCCUGGGCCCAGCCCUGGCCGUGUCCCUUGGGCUCCAUGUGCCAGCCUGCCUACUCCAGCAUUUCCCUCUGGAAAUGUCAGGUCUCUCCUUCCCUCUGAGCCUUGGCCCCCUGUGUCAUCUUCCUUCUGUCACCCACUGGCAGCUUCCUUGCAUCUCAUUUGUCCUCAAGCCAUGUCCAGGGUGCCCCUGACCUUUGUCCCCUACAUGCUGUCAGCCGCCUUUGCCCAGGCUCCUCCAGGGUGCCUUCCACCCUACAGCCGAGAGGAGGAGGUGACAAGAACUUAACCUGGCCCCUCCCUCCAGGAGUCCCUGUGCCAGCCCCACCACAUCCUGGAGGAGGAGGGGGCUCCGGGAAGGGGCCUCCCCUACAUCGCUGCUGUCGUCCACGCACUGCUGGAACGGCCUUAGGGGUUGAGGUCGGGGGUGCAGGGCCGCGACCCGGCCAGGACCCCAGGAACAGAAGACAGACACGCCUGGGCUCUGCUCUCUAGCGAGGACUGGUGAGGGCGGCCUCGGGCCUGGCCCUGUUCCUCGGGCACUUCGGCCUGAGAGAUUGGAAGCCGGCCCAGCAAGGCGCGUGGUCACCUCUGGGUGCGGCCGUGGGUCUGGGAUGGCAGGAGGGCCCUGAAUAUUGUGUCAAGUGCAAUAAAGAGAGGCCAGAAGCCAUCUAGGUUGCCCCUCGGGGGGUGUGUGUGUAUGUGUGUGUGUCUGCGAACGAAAGCUGGGUCGCCCGCAUCUCCACUGGGCGCCACAGGUCCCCCGCCGCCAGGGGGCGCCCACGGGAUCCCGGCGGGAGCGCGCGCCACGUGGCCCGGAAACGCGCUGGGCGCCGGCGUCGCGAGGCCCUGAGAGGUGGGCCGACCUGGGCUCGCGGGGACCGGGACGCUUAGGGCUCCGCUGGCCGCUAAGGGAGGUAGAGCCCGAGUGGGUUCCAGGAGCGGCCAGGCGGGCGGAGGGCGCGGAGGUGCUGCCCAGCCCUGCACCCAGACGGGGCAUGUUGCCCUGGACCCCCCGGCGGUGGGGCGCGGGCGGGGAGCCGGCGCCCGAGGAACAAGGCCCCUGGAUGGGCAGUAACCCCGGCCAGACCUGGGACUCUGGAGAGGAGCCGGAAACACCACCACAGGACAGCCCUCAGCCCAGGUCCCUAAGGCCUUCCUGGACCUGGAAAGAGCAGCUGCUGCCUUGGAGGCCCCCAUGCUUGGCUGCAGAGCGGUCCUCGGGAACCCCAGGUCCUCUCUCCCCCGAGAUGACCUGGGAGGUGGCCCCAUCAAGGAUGACCUUGCUAACACCUUGGGACCCCAACUAUGAGGCUCAAGCAGAACCACGGCAGGUGUGGGGACCCAGCUGUGCAUCUGGUGCCUCCUUCUCAGGCCGGACUUUGUGUCAUCCGUCAUUCUGGCCCCUGUAUGAGGCAGUCUCAGGCAGAGGCCUCAGGCCGGGUCUGACAGGACAUUGGAGCCGAGAGCAGGUGCCGAGGGAUGCAGGGCUCCCUGUGAUGUCCUGUGAAGAUGUCUUUCUUUCAGACCCUCUUCUGCCUUGUGGGCAGCGUGUUCCCCUAUACCUGUCCGAGCCCCCUCAGCAGGUGAUGGGCUCUCUGAAGCUGCUGCUCCCACCCCCGAUCAUGUCCCCCUGGGUGCUCCCCACUCCAUCCUCUGGCUGUCCCACCGCCUGGCUCAGUGGGCCCGAGCUGAUCGCCCUCACCGGUCUCCUGCAGAUGAGCCAGGGGGAGCCGAGGCCCAGCUUCUCCGGGGCUCCCCCGCCCCCUCCCGGCCCCCCAGACCUCGUCUCUGACCACCCGGGUGCCAGUGGUGCCCAAAGCUGUUCUCACUGCACUGACCCAUCUCUCCCACGAACCCCAGACACCCAUGGUCCAUAGCCUCUCUGGGGGCAGAGUGGGCCCCCUACUUCCCCAGGCAGGUUCUGUUGACAAUAAAACAGUGUUGGUUUGCAGACAA
Molecule: messenger RNA, 2552 nt
Organism: Sus scrofa (pig)
Lineage: Eukaryota; Metazoa; Chordata; Mammalia; Artiodactyla; Suidae
Gene: SAP25
Product: Sin3A associated protein 25
Biological process (GO): regulation of DNA-templated transcription
Cellular component (GO): cytoplasm; nucleus
Source: RefSeq, a predicted model, not a curated record